Ilex paraguariensis (yerba mate) is the source of this 1503-nucleotide messenger RNA. Lineage: Eukaryota; Viridiplantae; Streptophyta; Magnoliopsida; Aquifoliales; Aquifoliaceae. The record is from the annotation of a GenBank genome assembly.
AUGCCAACAGUCUUUGUCUCCAACAUAGGCCUUCCGCCAUGUCCGUUUCUUCCUCCACCUUCAAACCCCAAAUACCCACAAAAUUGCUUCCAACCCAUCAACCGCCGUGACCUCCUCACUUCACUCGCCUUCUCUCUCACCCCAUUCUUCACUCCUCACCUCCCUGACUUCCCAAGCCCCAUGUCAGCGCCUCUCUCUCAAGCUCGUGGACUCUUCCAAAUGCCCCCGUUUCGCAUCAGCAACAGUCGUAUAGUUCCGGAAUACAGCUUUCUGGAUGCUCGUGGAUUGGGAGCAUAUGAAGGCAAGAAUUUAGAGUCUGUUUCGGAAGUAUAUGCCUCAGAUAGUCUUUCUUCAAAUAUCAAGCCGCCUCCAAUUGAUGAUGGAACACCAAAUGAAAGUGUUGCAGAUGUAUUUGUCCGCGUGACACAACUCAUGUCAAUUCUCGAGACCCAGUACUCUGAGGACACGGUCAUUAUUGUUUCACCAGAUUCUGACAAUUUGACAAUCCUACAAGCUGGUUUAGUCGGACUUGACCUUCGAAGGCACAGCAAUCUUUCUUUUGGUCCUGGUGAAGUCAGAUUAGUCGAUGCUAGUAGCAUACCUACCUACAAGCAACCUGCAUCUGCUAUAUAUAAGUACUUUCUGGUGAGAGCUGGGGAGUCUGAAUUUGAGAGCAUGGGGGUUAUUAACACUAACCCAGUUACUAAAACCUCAGUGGAUAGUGGCUUAUCAGAGAAGGGAAAGAAGCAGACGGUGAAGGCAGCUUUGGCAUUGAAGGCGAUGGGGGCUUUUGAAGGGAACUGUUGGAUUUGGCCUUCCAUUACCCAGAGAGCUUACCAGGCUGCUGAGAUUAUUGCUGCUAUCAAUGGGGUUGAUCGAAGUCGUAUAGUUCCGGAAUACAGCUUUCUGGAUGCUCGUGGAUUGGGAGCAUAUGAAGGCAAGAAUUUAGAGUCUGUUUCGGAAGUAUAUGCCUCAGAUAGUCUUUCUUCAAAUAUCAAGCCGCCUCCAAUUGAUGAUGGAACACCAAAUGAAAGUGUUGCAGAUGUAUUUGUCCGCGUGACACAACUCAUGUCAAUUCUCGAGACCCAGUACUCUGAGGACACGGUCAUUAUUGUUUCACCAGAUUCUGACAAUUUGACAAUCCUACAAGCUGGUUUAGUCGGACUUGACCUUCGAAGGCACAGCAAUCUUUCUUUUGGUCCUGGUGAAGUCAGAUUAGUCGAUGCUAGUAGCAUACCUACCUACAAGCAACCUGCAUCUGCUAUAUAUAAGUGUUUAAACCCACCAAGCUGUACAUGAAAUUAUUCACAAACACAUUACAGGGUCGAGGCAGAUUUCUGUUUCUUUCAUAUUUUUUGGCAUAAGGAAUAGGUUAGGCAGUGAAUGCGAAUGAGCCAUCUAACCCUUUUGUCGAGAUGGUGAAGUUUAUCUUCUCUGCCCAGGAAGUAAGCCUCUUAUGCAGAACUAUUACAAAGAAAGUAUUUACUAUUCUUCAAUUAUUGC